AUGGAGACGUCCAAAGCAGCCUUGCUGCUGGCAGCGCUCGUCUGCACCACCGUGAGCGGUAGCGAGGCAAUUUCGGGCUAUUCCAAAACCGGGGGUGCCUGGUUACUCUCCAUCGAUAAGCACUUGUAUACCACCAACACGGUGGAAGAGUGUGCCGCCAAAUGUGACGCCGAGACCAGUUUCACAUGCAGGUCUUUCAUGUACGUGGACAAGGAUCAGGAAUGUUGGACAGCAGGAGCAAACUCCAAAACAGAGUCAGUGCUCCGCAGAGCAAGCACAGCUUUAUAUGAAAAACAAGAUUACCUCCUGGAGUGUGUGAAUGGGAUCGGAAAGGACUACAGAGGGACAAAAUCCAGAACAAAGUCUGGAAAGACAUGUCAACGAUGGGAUGCAAAAUCCCCCCACAGGCCCAACAUAACACCAGAGAGCCACCCCAGGGCAGACCUGAUGUCCAACUUCUGCAGAAACCCCGAUGAAGACGCAGGGGGUCCUUGGUGUUACACGACCGAUCCCAACACACGUUGGGAGCACUGCAACGUUAAGAGCUGCACAGAGGACUGUAUCCACUGCAAUGGCGAGGACUACCGGGGUAAGACAGCUGUUACAGAGAGCGGAACAGCCUGCCAACGCUGGGACUCUCAGGAACCUCACAACCAUGGCUACAACCCCAUUGCGCUUGCAGAAAAGUACCUGGAGGAGAACUACUGCAGGAACCCAGACGGAGACCCUCAGCCAUGGUGCUUCACGACUAACCCCAACAAAAGAUGGGAGUUUUGCUCCAUCGCUCGCUGCACGUCGGAAGCUCCCACCUUGGUUCCAGAGACCACUUGCACCACGGGCGAGGGCAGCGCUUAUCGGGGAACCAUCGCUGUUACCGAGUCCGGAAAAACGUGUCAGAGCUGGUCUGAACAAUCGCCUCAUAAGCACAACCGCUCACCUGAAAACUACGCUUGCAAAGGUCUGGACAAAAACUACUGCCGGAACCCCGAUAAUGAGAGGAAGCCGUGGUGCUACACCACCGACCCUGACACCCGGUGGGAGUACUGCAGCGUGCCCACUUGUGGGGACGGUCCUGGACCAGAUGAUCCAGUUAUUCCCACUGAGGAAGACGACUGCUACGAGGGCAAUGGGUCCAGUUAUCGUGGGGUGACUUCUGAGACCAUCAGUGGGAAAAAAUGUCAGGCCUGGACCUCCAUGAGUCCACACAGGCACACUAAGACUCCACGGCAGUACCCCGACGCGGACCUGAGGCGGAACCUGUGCAGGAACCCAGAUGGUGAUCGAGCUCCCUGGUGCUACACCAUGAACCCUAGCGUCCGCUGGGAGUACUGCAACCUGGAGAAAUGCCGUCCGUCCGGAGGUGCUCCCGCACCCAAACCCACCACGCCCCAAACUACACUACCCCAGACUCCAACCCAGAAAGAGUGCAAGGUUCAGGAUGGCUCCACCUACCGUGGAUCGACCUCUAGCACCAUCACGGGCGUGACUUGCCAAGCAUGGGCUGCACAGACACCUCACCAGCACAACACUUUCACCCCGGAAACUCAUCCUGACAAGGGUCUGGAUGGUAAUAGCUGCAGGAAUCCGGACUCCGACCCUAACGGACCCUGGUGCUACACAACAGAUCGCAACAAGAAAUGGGAUUACUGUCAGAUCCCUGAUUGCGCGGGAAUGACUUGCGGCACACCUGUCACGAAACCCAAGCGCUGCUUUGGUCGUAUUGUGGGGGGCUGCGUAGCCAAACCACAUUCAUGGCCCUGGCAGAUUAGCCUUCGCACCAAUUCAGGAAUGCACUUCUGCGGUGGAACUCUGAUCCACCCUCAAUGGGUAGUGACAGCCGCCCACUGCCUGGAGAGGUCCAAACGACCGACAGCCUACAUGGUCGUUCUAGGGACACACAAAGAGCGAACGCUGGAGACUUAUGCCCAGCAAAGGGCCUUGGAGAAGCUAGUGCUGGAACCCAACGGUGCCGACAUCGCACUGCUCAAACUGGAACGGCCUGCAGUCAUUAAUGACAAAGUCCUGCCAGCGUGUCUGCCAGAGAAGGACUACACAGUUCCCAGUGGAACAGAAUGCUAUGUCACUGGAUGGGGGGAAACUCAAGGUACGGGUGGCGAGGGCUUCCUUAAGGAAACAGGCUUCCCGGUCAUCGAGAACAAAGUCUGCAAUCGACCGUCAUAUCUGAACGGCAGAGUGAAAAAUCACGAAAUGUGCGCCGGAAACAUCGAAGGCGGAACUGACAGUUGCCAGGGUGACAGCGGUGGUCCUUUGGUUUGUAAAGACAACAACAAAUUCAUCCUGCAAGGCGUCACGUCUUGGGGUUUGGGCUGCGCCAAUGCCAUGAAGCCCGGAGUCUAUGCGCGAGUCUCAAAGUUCGUGGACUGGAUUGGACGAACCAUCAAAGCCAACUGA
This is a messenger RNA of Nerophis lumbriciformis (worm pipefish), 2412 nucleotides long. The record is from RefSeq and is a predicted model, not a curated record. NCBI's taxonomy places the organism in Eukaryota, Metazoa, Chordata, Actinopteri, Syngnathiformes, Syngnathidae.